Messenger RNA from Choloepus didactylus (southern two-toed sloth), 1877 nucleotides. Its product is annotated as translation initiation factor IF-2-like. The record is from RefSeq and is a predicted model, not a curated record. The transcript has 6 exons. Lineage: Eukaryota; Metazoa; Chordata; Mammalia; Pilosa; Megalonychidae. Bases 1 to 1611 code for a protein of 536 amino acids.
AUGGCAGGAUGGACAGGCGCCUCUGCCAAGGGCCACCGCAUUCUGCCCCCUGGUGCCAGCGGCCACUCUGGCUGCUCCAGUUUCAUGUGUGCACCCCUGACGGUCCUUAGUGUCACCAGGCCUGUCCGCACGCACACACUGCAUGGGGGGUUCUGUGUCCCCAGAGCAGGAAGGCGCUGCUGGGAUGCGACAGGGACCCUUCCUCCAUGUGAGAUCCCCAGGACCUCCCCAGGGUCCCACUUCGAGCUGCUCCCCACUUCCUGGGAAUGCUGCCUCACCCCAGAGCUGGCCUUGCCCAGGGCCCAGCACCCCCUGGGCCUCCUGUGCCAAUACUGUGACUUGGAGAUGCUGUUACUGGGAGCGGAGGCAUUCGAGUGCCCUGAUCCCCGGCCACCCUGGGUGUGGCUGUGCUCCUCCCUCCACUCCGGGCUCGCAGAGGCCCCCAGAGAUACCCCAUCCCCAGCCUUGGGGGGCAUGCAGGCCCUGAGCUCCCUUAGUGGCUCUGCGAAGUGCGCCCGGAGCGCCGACCCGGUUGUGCGGCCCCCGGAGAACGGAUAUGACCUCGCGCAGCUGAGCCCGGCGGUGGCCCCGACGUCGCUGCCGCACGAGAUGCGCCUUGGCCUCUACGGGCGACGCGGGUGCUCUCCUUGGGGCCAGGCGUCAGCAGCUAUCCGGGAGCCCCUGGCCCUGGCGGGCGUGUCCUCUGCUCUGUUCCAGGGAGGUGGAGCAGCAGCGGGACGGCAGGCUCCCGGGCGUGGAGCAGCCGACUGGCAGGCUGGUGCUGUUCUCAGGCCCAGGCGCGUCCCUCAGAGGAUGUGGGGGGAACCCAGAGCCCCGUGGACCCGCGGCUGGAGGAAGGCGCACCUGGCCCGGCGAGCAGAGGCAGCCGCGGGCGCCGUGUCCUGCAGGCGAGCACCCGCCCCCGCCCCCCAGGAGCUGCCGCAGCCGCCCACCGGGGAAGCGAGUCGGAACCAGCGCGAGGCCCUGGGGCUCCGCGCGGUCAGUGCGGGGAGAGCCCUGCAGGCCGGGGCGUCAGCUGGCCCCGGGGGCUCCCCACCCCGCCCACCGGAGCACCCGGGUCGCCUUGGCCCUCGGGGCAGGAGGCCACGGACUCCGCCAGCACCGCCCCGUCCGCGCCCAGCAGGGACCACCACGGCCCCAGACGCUCCGCUCGGGACGGACCCCCGGCCAGGGCUCUGCCCCGCAUCCCCGCGGACGUGCGUCUCGGUGCCUCCCCGGGCGCGGGCCCCGCUGAGCGAGGAAGUGAGUGCGCGGGAUCCUGCCCCCGCCCUCAGGGCCCCCCGGGCCCCCCACUCGCCUCAGGGGCGUCAGGCGCGGCCCGGGACCCCGAGGCAGCUCCACAGCGGGUGCAGCGAGGCUGUCCCGGUCUGGUCGGCCCCGGGGAACGGAGGCCUCGGAGGGCAAAGCCGCGGCGGAGAAGCCGCUGGAAUCCAGGGACAGGCCAGGGGAGAGGCCAGGAGCCGGCGUGGCAGCCAGCCCAGGACGCCGCACCCCGGGGAGCAGCUUCGCCCCAGGACGCCUCGAUUUUGGACUUUCAGCCUCAAACCUGUGACCAGUGAACUCCCGUUGCUCCAGCCGACCCACUGGUAACCGGCCGCAGCGUGGACGGGCCGGGCCCAGCCUGCUCGACCUUGAGCCACUGACCCCACCAGCUCCGACCGGCCCCCACAGGCCCCCACCGGCUCCCACCGGCCUCAGGAUCUCCGAGGUGGCGAGUCCAGCUGGGCGAGGUGGAGAGAAACCGGGGGGCAGCCUCCUGAGGGGAGACCAGGCCGCGAGGACCGGCUGCUCCCAGACCCCUGUCCAGAUGCCCCCCAUAGCCCUGCCCCCUCCCUUUCUGGUAACAUACACAGAAC